GGCGCGCGCGGGCCUGGCCAUUCGCGACCCGGAGCAGCGCGGGCGCGGGUGAGCAGGGGCCUCCGGGCGGGCGGUGGUGGCGGCGUCCCCGCGCAGGCUGGAGGCCGCCGAGGCUCGCCAUGCCGGGAGAACUCUAGUUCCCCCAUGGAGUCGGCCGACUUCUACGAGGCGGAGCCGCGGCCCCCGAUGAGCAGCCACCUCCAGAGCCCCCCACACGCGCCCAGCAGCGCCGCCUUCGGCUUCCCCCGGGGCGCGGGCCCCGCGCAGCCCCCCGUCCCACCUGCUGCCCCGGAGCCCCUGGGCGGCAUCUGUGAGCACGAGACGUCUAUCGACAUCAGCGCUUACAUCGACCCGGCCGCCUUCAACGACGAGUUCCUGGCCGACCUGUUCCAGCACAGCCGGCAGCAGGAGAAGGCCAAGGCGGCCGCGGCCCCGGCGACCGGCGGAGGCGGCAGCGGCGACUUUGACUACCCGGGAGCCCCCGUGGGCCCCGGCGGCGCCGUCAUGCCCGGGGGUGCGCACGGCCCGCCUGCCGGUUAUGGCUGUGCGGCGGCCGGCUACCUGGACGGCAGGCUGGAGCCAUUGUACGAGCGUGUCGGGGCGCCGGCCCUGCGGCCGCUGGUGAUCAAGCAGGAGCCCCGCGAGGAGGACGAGGCGAAGCAGCUGGCGCUGGCCGGCCUCUUCCCCUACCAACCGCCGCCUCCACCGCCGCCGCCGCACCCACACCCGCCCCCCGCGCACCUGGCCGCCCCGCACCUACAGUUCCAGAUCGCACACUGCGGCCAGACCACCAUGCACCUGCAGCCCGGCCACCCCACGCCGCCGCCCACGCCCGUGCCCAGCCCGCACCCCGCACCCGCGCUCGGCGCUGCGGGCUUGCCGGCUCCAGGAGGCGCGCUCAAGGGGUUGGCGGCCGGGCACCCCGACCUCCGCGCGAGCGUUGGCGGCAGCGGCAGCGGCGGUGGUGGCGGUGCGGGCAAGGCCAAGAAGUCUGUGGACAAGAACAGCAACGAGUACCGGGUGCGACGCGAGCGCAACAACAUCGCCGUGCGCAAGAGCCGCGACAAGGCCAAGCAGCGCAACGUGGAGACGCAGCAGAAGGUGCUGGAGCUGACCAGUGACAAUGACCGCCUGCGCAAGCGGGUGGAACAGCUGAGCCGCGAGCUGGACACACUGCGGGGCAUCUUCCGCCAGCUGCCGGAGAGCUCUUUGGUCAAGGCCAUGGGCAACUGCGCGUGAAGCGGGCGGCAACGGGACUGCCUUUGGGCCGGGCUCCCGGCGGGGAUCCCGGGGAGUGAGUGAGUGGUUUCCCAUCACCAGGUCUCUAUGCCGCUCACACGUGCAGGCCAGGACUAGGAGAGUCUGGCGAUGUUGACCGAAAGCCUGGCUUGCUCUGCAC
Messenger RNA from Ochotona princeps (American pika), 1399 nucleotides. RefSeq names its product CCAAT enhancer binding protein alpha (gene CEBPA). The transcript has a single exon. The coding region runs from base 145 to 1239 and encodes 364 amino acids. Gene Ontology annotation, molecular function: DNA-binding transcription factor activity, RNA polymerase II-specific; RNA polymerase II cis-regulatory region sequence-specific DNA binding. Gene Ontology annotation, biological process: regulation of transcription by RNA polymerase II; myeloid cell differentiation; DNA-templated transcription. The record is from RefSeq and is a predicted model, not a curated record. NCBI's taxonomy places the organism in Eukaryota, Metazoa, Chordata, Mammalia, Lagomorpha, Ochotonidae.